Molecule: messenger RNA, 1641 nt
Organism: Hypanus sabinus (Atlantic stingray)
Lineage: Eukaryota; Metazoa; Chordata; Chondrichthyes; Myliobatiformes; Dasyatidae
Gene: pgls
Product: 6-phosphogluconolactonase
Exons: 5
Coding region: 86-856 (256 amino acids)
Biological process (GO): carbohydrate metabolic process; pentose-phosphate shunt
Molecular function (GO): 6-phosphogluconolactonase activity
Source: RefSeq, a predicted model, not a curated record
GGCGAUAGUUGGUAGUGGCGGGCGGCAGCUCGCUCGCUUCCCUGAACAGGCUGCUGCAUUGACUCGUUUCCAGGCCGGAGCUGUGAUGUCCUCGCCGCGGGUUCGCGUGUUCUCCUCGGCCCGAGAGCUGGGGCCGGCCCUGGGGCAGUUCGUGCUGGCGUCCGCGAACCAGGCGGUGCAGAGCCGCGGGCGCUUCGCCGUGUCGGUGUCGGGCGGCGGGCUGGUGCAGCUGCUGUCGGCUGAGCUGCCGUCCGCCCUGGACCGCGAGUCCCGGCAGCCGGGUGCCGACUGUAAACACUGGGUCCUCGGCUUCUGCGACGAGCGGCUCGUCCCUUUCGAGGACCCGGAGAGCACCUGUGGCCUGUACCGGAAGAAUCUGUUCUCCAAGAUCUCCAUUCCUAAUAAUCGCGUGGUCGCUAUUAACCCAUCGCUGCCUGUGGACGAAGCAGCGGACAAGUACGCGGAGAAAUUGAGAGAGAUGUUUCCAAGUGAUAAUAUACCAGUCUUUGAUUUGCUGAUCCUGGGAAUUGGUCCUGAUGGGCACACCUGCUCUCUCUUCCCAGAUCAUCCCCUGCUGCAGGAACAAAGUAAAAUCAUUGCUCCAAUUAGUGACUCUCCUAAGCCACCUCCGAAACGUAUAACUAUGACACUGCCCUUACUGAACGCUGCCCGCUGUGCUCUCUUUGUUGUGACUGGUGAGAGUAAGGCAUCAGUCUUAAAGGAUAUUCUGGAAAGCCACAAGGAAAAUCCAUUACCUGCUGCCCGGAUCCAGCCAGCCAAUGGGGAGGUGCACUGGUUUAUCGAUGAGGCUGCUGCAAGCAAGCUGACUAUUGAGGUGGACCGGACGCAUCAAUAGACACAUGCCCUUACUCUCUCAUUAUACAAGGACGUGGGUGAAUGUGUCAAGAUCUGUUAGGCUAAUUUUUAUUUAAUCAAUCGUAUUGGUAAUCAAUUUGAUUUGUCAUCCACAGACUUGGUAUCAAAGAAGAUGCUCUCUAGUAGGUAGGAUACUUGGCCCGAGAACUGUUGAUCAAUGCGUAGACAUGGCUGUUAAACUUCUAAACCAACAAAUCCAAAAAAGUAAAGGUGGGGGAAGAAACAGUGAAUUGGUUUAAAUUUGAAACUUUAUUGUCCACAUUCCGGGGUUUUGAUAUUUGUUUUUUUGGCAGUCAAUCUUAACUCUCUUCACCUGAAGUAUUUCCUUCAGUAGUUUAAGGGGUCCACUUUGUAUUUGGGUCCAAACAGACUAUCAGAUAUAUUGCCAGUAAUGAAGUAGUAAUUACAUAUAAUCCACACUAAUAUUUGAGGGUAUUGGUUUUACUAGUGUUUAGGGGAAUGGAACUGAUCUAAUAGAUUUAGAAAUGGAAAAUGUUACACAGUUGGUCUGACAUCAUUUGUGAAGAGAGAAAUAGACCAGAAAUUUUGUUCUCCCUUCACAGAUUCUACUUAACCUGCUGAGUACUCAUAGAUUUUGUUUUUGACAUUUCCAGAUGCUGCAGUAGUUUUGCUUUAGGUGGUCUCACAGUAAACCAUGAAUAUAUGUCAGCUUCCAUGUCCAACCUAAACUACUGUGAAUUUUAACAGAAUAUUUGUAAAUGUGCAUUAAACUAUUUGCUUUGGUUGUACAUAACCGAACUAUGA